GUAUGUAAAAAAAACCAAGCAUUUUUUGUGCAAAGAAAAGUUGAUGCUGCACGGUUUAAAGUGGUUUGUUAAUUUCUAAAUUGAUAAACGUUACUGAGAUAAAUUGUAUCUUAAGUUUGUUUGUGUUGUGUUUUGAUAGAAAAUAAAACAUGUCAAAUCCAAGUACAGUGGGAUUGGCAUUAUAAUUUUCCUUUAACUUUAUUCCCAGACCUUGUGUAUCCUGUUUAUUAUGCUUCCAUAAAAAGAGAUAUUUACGAAACAAGAAAUGUUUAUGGUAUAAAAAUGGAUUCCGGAACUGAUUGGUUAUGUGAAAUUUUACAAAAUGUACAACUUGAACAAUUUUAUUUACCAAUCCGAGAUCAACUACAAAUCACUAGGCUUGCUCAUUUUGAUUAUGUCCACACUGAGGAUCUAGAACGAAUUGGUGUAAGCAAACCUGGUAUUCGUAGACUACUAGAUGCAGUACGAAAAAAGAAAUUGCAAUUAUGGAAUAGGAAAUUUUGGAAUAAACUCUUUGGCUCUUCAGGUUCAGUUUCAAAAGAAAAGACAGAGAAUACAUUAAGACCUCAACCACAGACUGAAGCUAGAACUACAUGCAUUAUAUUAGAAAAGGACAUUGUAUUACACAAUGAGUUAGGAAAAGGAUCAUUUGGCGUAGUACGCAGAGGUGAAUGGAAAGUGUCAGAACUAAAUCAAACCAUAGCCGUAGCAGUUAAAGUCUUAAAGGCAGAUGCAUUUACACAGCCAGGAAUAUAUGAUGAUUUCAGAAGAGAAGUAGAGGCUAUGCACAGCUUAAAACACCCUAAUCUCAUAAAGUUACAUGGUGUAGUCUUUCAUCCAUUGAUGAUGGUCUGUGAAUUAGCUACUAUGGGUGCUUUGCUUGAUUAUAUUAGAGCUCAAAAUGGAAAAGUGUCGUUGAACUACAUAUCAAAAUGGUCGGGACAAGUUGCGGCCGGCAUGGCUUAUUUGGAGAAAUGCAGAUUUCUACACAGAGAUCUUGCGUGUAGAAAUAUUUUAUUGUCUAGUUUAGAUCUGGUUAAAAUAGGUGAUUUUGGUUUGAUGCGAGCAUUGCCAGAUGCAGAUGAUUGCUACGUGAUGAGUGAGAGACGGCGUGUGCCAUUUCCGUGGUGUGCGCCGGAGUCUUUAAGGUCGCGGCAAUUCUCACAUGCAUCGGAUGUAUGGAUGUUUGCGGUUGCAUUGUGGGAAAUGUAUACUUUUGGGGAUGAACCUUGGAUAGGACUAAAUGGUUCGGAGAUAUUGCGUCUGAUAAUGCGCGAAGGACAGCGUUUGUCGGCUCCCGUGGCCUGCCCACCAGACGUCUAUAUGCUGAUGAUGCAAUGCUGGGACCUAAACCCAAAAGAAAGACCAACAUUCUCCGGCAUAUUACAGUAUAUGGACGUGAAUAAGUUCGAAACUGCUCUUGCUGAUCUUAGCUACAGAAAGCAAGGUCAGAUGACAAUAGAGGCUGGCGACGCCAUUAUUCUGAUUGAUAAACGUGUCGAGUUACAUUGGUGGAAGGGGCAGAAUCAGCGCACACUAGAAAUUGGAUUAUUUCCUAGUACUAUCGUAACAGUAUCGAGAAAUAAGAAUGUACAAGCUGUCAAGAAAGCACAAACAUUGUCGCCGAGCAGACGAAACUCUACCAACACCUCUCCACCCGUGACGGCAGACGAAUCAGUGAUCCUGCGCAAGCGCAGAACGAUAGAAUCGACUCAACCGACGACAACACGAGCCGGGAACAAUGCGAGCAAACACUUCAACUAUAAUAAACUUACGAAUGAUAGGACAUUACACAAUGAAAGGAUUGCGAGGGCAGCCAGAGAUAGCCAGGCGAAGAGCCUGAGUCAAGUGAAGGAAGACCUCCUCAUUGACUUAGACCUUCCGCCGGUGACAGGUGGCGCCACUAAACCAGCCAAUCAGAAUCUCUCGUUACUUGAUGAACCCAUUGAUGUACCUGAAGUUGGACAAGAAGCGGACUGGGGACAGCAAAGUAUAGAAAGCCUACCCACAUAUUCAUCAAAUGUCCAAACCCAACCGAAUCUAUUUGGUGCUAAAUCUUUAGACAAUCUCAAUUUUUCCACCCCUAGUACAUCUAUACGAAACGACCCAUUCGACACUUCACAAUUCUCAAUAUCCAGACCUUACGAUACUCGACCGAAUUAUGAUAUUAAUAGCGAUACUCAAGAAUCUCAAACCUAUCCCAACCUAAAUUAUAAUAACGCCGUCUCCACACAUACAAAUCCCAAUUCGGAUUUAAGUGUAACGAAUUCUUUGGCCCAAAUCUCAUUAGACGAUAGGAUAUCGGACUCUCUGAAUCUCAGAUCGAAAAACACGAAUCUACACAGCGGUCCCUCGACCUCCGACGAUUUUCCAGUGUACAAUAACUUCGAUAUCAACCCGGAGUUCGCGUUGGAGACCUUCGACUAUUACUCGAAAUCGAAUAAUCAAAGCGCAAAUUACGAAAAGAACAUAUACGUGCCGAAUGAUGAGAGCGAGAAAUUGAGGAAUUUCAGCGAACAGCUGGAGAAUUCGAAGAAUUAUUCGGCUUUUAAGUAUCAGAAUGAUUUGGGGUACGGGUACGGUGCGUCGACGUCUCGAAGGGGUUACGACGAAGUGAGCGAUAACGUGUAUAGUGAAAUCGAGAGUCGGUACUACGCGCCGACGUACACGAACGCGUGCUUGUACGACGAAGUGUAUGAACCGACGCCCAGACCGCAUCGACCCGCGCCGCCUUGCCCUUCCAAACCGAAAUGAUCUGGUAUUUUUUUUUAUUAUUAGUACGUCCUGAGGUCACAGAAGUGCUAUAUUAAAUGUAUAGUUCGACAGUAUCGUCUUGGUACUUGAAAAAAAUCUUUUUGUUAGUUCGCUAUCGUUUUUCUUUUUAUACUAACUUUUAUGUUUGACUUCUGUUUUCAAUUACCCUGUCUGCAGUGUCGCAUCUGUUUUUUACUGAAUUAUUUUAUGAUCUUUACUCAAGUUCAAGCUACUGUGUGGUGCUUCAAAUCUUUUCUGCUUGUGUCUAACGGAAAAAGAUUAACUUGUCUCUGGACUAAAGAUCUUGUAUGUUUCUGAAUGAUCUUAUGGAUUACGUAAUAAUGAAUAGAAAGCAAAGGUAGUUUAAAUAAAGGAUGUUAGUAAAACUACAUGGUA
Pieris napi is the source of this 3150-nucleotide messenger RNA. RefSeq names its product activated Cdc42 kinase Ack (gene Ack). Gene Ontology annotation, biological process: protein phosphorylation. Lineage: Eukaryota; Metazoa; Arthropoda; Insecta; Lepidoptera; Pieridae. The record is from RefSeq and is a predicted model, not a curated record. Gene Ontology annotation, molecular function: protein binding; protein tyrosine kinase activity; ATP binding. Bases 283 to 2754 code for a protein of 823 amino acids. The transcript has 11 exons.